Messenger RNA from Striga hermonthica, 1623 nucleotides. The record is from the annotation of a GenBank genome assembly. Lineage: Eukaryota; Viridiplantae; Streptophyta; Magnoliopsida; Lamiales; Orobanchaceae.
AUGGGUUUUAUCAGCACGAUAUUGGGGUUUUGCGGAUUUGGAGUUGGGGUUUCUUCUGGAAUCGUGGUUGGAUAUUACCUGUUCAUAUAUUUCCAGCCCAGCGAUGUUAAGGACCCAGAUAUUCGCCCUUUGGCUGAGCAAGACUCUAAAAGUUUGCAGCAAUUGCUUCCUGAAAUACCUUUCUGGGUGAAGAAUCCAGAUUAUGAUCGUAUGGACUGGCUCAACAAGUUUCUGGCGAUUAUGUGGCCUUACCUCGACAAGGCAAUUUGCAAGACUGCUAAAAACAUUGCUACUCCUAUUAUUGAUGAGCAAAUACCCAAAUAUAAAAUUGAAUCUGUCGAGUUCGAAGCCCUAACACUGGGAUCUCUACCACCGACCUUUCAAGGCAUGAAGGUCUACCUCACUGAGGAGAAGGAGUUGAUUAUGGAGCCUGCCUUGAAAUGGGCAGGGAAUCCUAAUGUCACAGUUGCUGUGAGAGCAUAUGGACUGAAAGCAACAGUUCAGGUUGUUGUCGAUUUGCAGGUCUUUGCUCUACCACGUAUCACCCUAAAGCCACUUGUUCCCAGUUUUCCUUGUUUUGCCACAAUCUUUGUGUCUCUUAUGGAGAAGCCGCAUGUUGACUUCGGAUUAAGGCUUGGGGGUGCUGAUCUCAUGUCGGUUCCUGGCCUGUACCGGUUUGUGCAGGAGCUCAUUAAAGAUCAAGUUGCUAACAUGUACCUGUGGCCUAAAACGCUUGAAGUGCAAAUUUUGGAUCCCACAAAAGCUAUGAAGAAGCCAGUUGGGAUCCUCCACGUAAAGGUUCUGCGGGCCCAUAAGCUAAGGAAGAAAGAUCUGUUAGGCGCAUCAGAUCCUUAUGUGAAGCUAAAGCUCACCGAAACAAAGGCUCCAUCAAAGAAGACCACAGUGAAGCACAAGAAUUUGAACCCUGAGUGGAAUGAAGAAUUCAGCAUUGUUGUUAAAGAUCCUGAGACACAAGCUUUAGAACUUAAUGUUUAUGACUGGGAGCAGGUUGGCAAACAUGACAAGAUGGGUACGAAUGUAGUCCCUCUCAAGGAGCUUCCACCCGAUGAACCAAAACAUAUGACAUUGGAUCUUCUUAAAAACAUGGACCCGAACGACGUCCAAAAUGACAAAAUGCGCGGGCAGAUUGAGCUAGAGUUGACAUAUAAGCCCUUUAAAGAGGAGGAUAUUCCGAAGGAUUUUGAAAAUUCAGGCGAGGUACAAAAGGCUCCCGAGGGCACCCCAGCCGGUGGAGGUGUAUUGGUCGUAAUUGUGCAUGAAGCUCAAGAUGUUGAAGGGAAACAUCACACUAACCCGUAUGUUCGCAUCAUAUUUAAAGGGGAAGAGCGUAAAACUAAGCAAGUAAAGAAGAACCGAGACCCGAGAUGGGAAGAGGAGUUCACAUUCAUGCUUGAAGAACCUCCAGUUAAAGACAGAAUUCAUGUGGAGGUACUUAGCACCUCCACUAGAAUCGGCCUGCUGCAUCCCAAGGAGACAUUGGGUUAUGUCGAUAUCAGCCUGGGUGAUGUAGUCAACAACAAAAGGAUAAACGAGAAGUUCCAUCUCAUAGACUCCAAGAAUGGAAGGAUACAAAUCGAACUUCAGUGGCGAACAUCGUCUUGA